UUGUUGUUAGCCUGCUAUGCUAACAUCCAACUGAACAUGAUGCUACUCGGUUAAAUGCUUUCGGAUCAACUCUUCUACUACACACGUGGUUUUGUUUCGUUCAUAGCACUUGUCGGCAGAAGUAAAGCAAGUCGCCAUCUUCCGUAUUCGGUCUUCGCUUCGUUCUCGGAGAAGUUAGUUGUCUAAAGCGUUCGAAUGGAAAUGUCAACAAUCCAGAGUUUACGACAGUUUAUCCACGAGAGGUUACACACUGCUGCUGAAGACAUAUUUGGAUGUUUUGAAGCGACUGUCACAAAGUACGAGGAGGAGAUCGGUCGUCAUCGCAGACUGCUGGAUGUAACUUUGAAACCUGUAGUAAAGCUGCAGAGAAUAGAGCUCCCACAGCGACAUGUCUGUAUCAAGGAAGAGUUUCCUGCUGACCUGCUGGAGAGGAACCCCAGUCCAGACCAAGAGGAGCCAGAACCUCCACAGAUUAAGGAGCAGCAGGAAGAGCACUGCAUCGAGCUCCUAGAGAAACAUUUUCUUAAUGAGGAAAAGUUUCCUGCUGACCAGCAGCUCUGGAACCUUGAGAGGAACCCCAGUCUGGACCAAGAGGAGCCAGAACCUCCACAGAUUAUAGAGGAGGAAGAGCACUGCAUCGGUCUGGAAGUAGAGCAGCUUGUCCUGAAGCAGGAGGAUCAAGAUAACCUUUUGUUGAAUCCUACUUUCAAGGAAAGUGACCACAGUGAACCAGAACCAAGUGACCACCAGCUCCUCUCCCACAGCUCAGCUCAGAGCCAAGAUCUCAAUGGAGGCCAGCAUGGAAGCUCAAAAUCAGUUAGCAAUGCAAAGCAGGAAUCAGAAAAGGGACAUCAUGUCAUCAAAAGAGCAAAAGUGAGCCCAAGUCCCAGUACCCUUGCAUGUAGCACUACCAUGUCAAAGAUUGUGCCGAAUAUCUGCAAGAGUAAAAAGGUUUUCCAGUGUGACACUUGUGGAAAAGUCUUUAAGUGGAAGUCAAUGUUAAACAGACAUAUGAAGGUGCACACAGGUGAGAAACCAUAUCUUUGCAAAAGCUGUGGAAAAAUAUUUGGUUACAAGUCAUCACUAGAAACACAUGUGAGAGUCCACACAGGGGAGAAACUGUAUUCUUGCGAAAGGUGUGAAAAAAGUUUCACAACUAGCACAAAUUUGAAGAUCCACGAGAGAACACACACGGGCGAGAAGCCUUUUUCUUGCAAAACUUGUGGGAGAAGUUUUAGCCUGAGAAAUAACCUGCAGGAUCACGAGAGAACGCACACAGGUGAGAAACCUUUUACUUGUAAAACUUGUGGGAAAAGUUUUACGCGUUUAAAUUACAUGCAGGUCCACGAGAGAUCACACACGGGCGGAAAACCUUUUUCCUGCAAAACUUGUGGGAGAGGUUUUAUCCAGAGAUAUACCCUGCAGAGACACGAGAGAACACACAGGGGCGAGAAACCUUUUUCCUGCAAAACUUGUGGGAAAAGUUUUACAACUAGAAAUGUCCUAAAGAGACACGAGGGAACGCACACUGGCGAGCUUCAAAUCUCAAAUGGUUUAAUUAAGUCUUGCUGGUGAGACCAGAAGGGGGCAGUAUAAUACACAGGUGUGUGCUGGACAUGGAAAACCUUCCUUGUUGAUAAAGCUCCUCGUCAGAGCUAUUUCAGGUUUUUCCUUGUCUGCUUUCUGCAGCAGAACAACAAAGAAUUUCAAGUCAUAAAUGGAAAUAGAGAAAGUAUUGUUUCAAAACUUCUCAAAGAAGAAAUAAGGGAAUAAUGUCACAGUGAAAAUAAGAUUAAAAACAGAAUGAAACAUACGUUAAAUAGAAAUACAAUUUCUUCAUCCGAUUAAAAAGUUGUUACACUGAGUCACUUUAUUUCUCUGAUUUGUGGAAAUAUGUUUGUAUAGAAGUGAAACUGUUGAGGCAGCAUUGUGUGUUUCUUUUUAUUGUCAUGAUCAGUGUGAAAUAAAGUGAUUUUCAAAGCACAGGACGAAAAUAUUUAAAAAUAAGUUUCCUUUCGCAAGAUUGAAGUUUUUUUCUGGUUAAAGUAUGGAGCUAAAAGUAGCAAUUUGUGUUUUGUAAAAGGUUUAAACCAUGGGAAUUGUGUCUCACUUUUAAAUUAAAAUGUAUUACUUGUCUGGUCAGUUUUUCUGUCAUAGUUCUGACAUAUUUGAUAUGAAGAAUCACCGUUAAAUAUAUCACAUUCAUUUCAGUUUUUACUGUAAUAUUAAUACAUUUUACUAAUAUCUGACGGGUAU
This is a messenger RNA of Platichthys flesus (European flounder), 2256 nucleotides long. Its product is annotated as zinc finger protein 567-like. Gene Ontology annotation, molecular function: RNA polymerase II cis-regulatory region sequence-specific DNA binding; DNA-binding transcription factor activity, RNA polymerase II-specific. Bases 196 to 1575 code for a protein of 459 amino acids. Lineage: Eukaryota; Metazoa; Chordata; Actinopteri; Pleuronectiformes; Pleuronectidae. Gene Ontology annotation, biological process: regulation of transcription by RNA polymerase II. The record is from RefSeq and is a predicted model, not a curated record. The transcript has 3 exons.